Rosa rugosa (rugosa rose) is the source of this 1176-nucleotide messenger RNA. RefSeq lists its product as uncharacterized. NCBI's taxonomy places the organism in Eukaryota, Viridiplantae, Streptophyta, Magnoliopsida, Rosales, Rosaceae. Bases 1 to 1038 code for a protein of 345 amino acids. The record is from RefSeq and is a predicted model, not a curated record. Gene Ontology annotation, molecular function: metal ion binding; mRNA binding. The transcript is spliced from 6 exons.
AUGCUGGCUGUGUCCAGAUCUAGAGGGCCUAUCUCCUCCUCUCACUAUGUUCUUUCAAUUUCUUGUCAAUUAGCUCAGAAAUUCUUCAAAUAUGAUAUCAGCCCCCAGAAUUCCUCCCACCCAAUAUCCCACACCAACUCUCCUCCCUCUACCACUGACUUUCAUGGAGAUUCUCAUGGCUACCUCUAUAAAUGGUUCUCUCCCGGAUCGUUGGGUUCUGGUGGAGAUGAGAAGAACGGUUCCAAAAUUGAAACCAUCCCAAAAUCCAAAUCCUCCCUAAAUCAAUCUAGGGCUGCAACGAAGGUAGGGGACGAAGCAGCUGGCAGAUCGAGGAGGCGAAGCAACCGGCGAAGGGAGGCUGCGAAUCCGGCGAAACAAGGCUGCCAAACCGGCGAGGAAGCGCGAGAUCCAGGCGGAGAAGUGAAGCCUUUGACUGCCGAGGAAUUGGAGCAGUACGAGUCCAUUUCGGAGUCCUCCGACUCUGACUCCGACGACGGCCUCGAAGACGAGGAAGAGGACGGCGACGAAGACGAGGAUGACGACGACGACGACGACGACAACGACGCGGAUGAUGAAGACGAUGAGGAUGAAGAUGACGACGACGAUGUCCAGGAGGUCGUACAGUCCUCCGGUGGCCCUCCGGUUCAGUCAAUAGACGAUGAGGACGACGAAGAAGACGAGGAAGAGGCUGAAGGAGGCGAUGACGACGACGACGGCGAGGGAGAUGACGACGACGACGAGGGCGAGGAUGAGGUUACCGGAGCUCUGAGAGCUGGGGCGGUGGAGUACCCCGAGCGACUGGGCCAGCCUGUGUGCCAGUACUAUAUGAGGACGGGGAUGUCCAAAUUUGGCGCCACUUGUAAGUAUCACCAUCCUAAGCAGGGAGGAGGCUCUGCGGCCCCUGUAUCACUAAAUUACUAUGGAUACCCAUUACGACCGGAUGGAGCUAAUGAAAGCAAUGCUAAAGUGAGCAAACGCGAGAAGGCCAGGCUAGUAUACUACUGGGGGCCAAUACACUACUGCGGAUCAGUACACUAAUGCGGAUCAGUACACUACUGAGGGUCAGUAUACUACUGGGGGGUCAGUAUACUACUGGGGCUAGUAUACUGCUGGGGGUGACAGACUACUAAUCCUCAGUACACUACUGCUUGUAUGCGGAAGCAGCAAAGCUAGAGA